AUGUCGCUGCUUCAGGGCUCGAAGAAGAAGGACAAACGGAUUCUGUCCGGUUUCUGUCCGGACCCGAAAUGUCAGGCGCGGCUGUUCUUCCCCGCUCACGGUUCGGUUAGCAUCGAGUGCACUGAGUGCGGCCAGCGGCACGAGCAGAAAAACCUGCUGAGUGUCGAGGAAGUCACCGACCCAGAUGUGGUGCUCCACAACCUGCUCAGGAACGCCCUGCUGGGCGUCACCGGGGCCCCGAAGAAAGGUACCGAGCUGGUGAAGGUGAUGGGACUGUCCAACUACCACUGCAAGCUGCUUUCCCCGGUCCUGACCCGGUACGGUAUGGACAAGCAGACCGGCAAAGCCAAGCUGCUUAGGGACAUGAACCAGGGGGACAUGUUUGACUGCUCCUUGCUCGGAGACCGGGCUUUUCUCAUCGAACCAGACCACGUGUCCACCGUGGGCUACGGGAAAGACCGAUCGGGCAGUCUGAUCUACCUCCACGACACGCUGGAGGAGGUCAAGAAGGCCAACAGUAGCAGGGAGUGUCUCAUACCCGUCCACGUGGAUGGAGACGGGCACUGCCUGGUCCACGCCGUGUCCAGAGCGCUGGUAGGAAGAGAACUAUUCUGGCACGCGCUGAGAGAAAACCUGAAGCAGAACUUUAAGCAGAACCUGGACCGUUACAAGGCACUCUUCCAGGAUUUUAUUGAUGCUGCUGAGUGGGAAGACAUCAUCAAUGAGUGUGACCCGCUCUUCAUUCCACCUGAGGGUGUGCCACUUGGGCUGCGCAACAUCCACAUAUUUGGACUGGCCAACGUGCUCCAUCGACCCAUUAUCCUGCUGGACUCGCUGAGUGGGAUGAGGAGCUCUGGAGAUUACUCUGCUACCUUCCUGCCGGGGCUGGUACCUGAAGAGCAGUGCCGGGGCAAGGAUGGCAAACUCAACAAGCCCAUCUGCAUAGCCUGGAGCAGCUCUGGUCGGAACCACUACAUCCCUCUGGUGGGAAUUAAGAACACAGUGCUCCCCAAACUGCCGGCCCGUCUACUGCCUAAGGCGUGGGGCAUUCCUCAGGACCUCAUCAGGAAGUACAUCAAGCUGGAAACAGAUGGGAGCUGUGUCAUCGGCGGCGACCGCAGUUUACAGGACAAAUACCUGAUGAGAUUGGUCAAUGCCAUGGAGGAGGUGUUCAUGGAGAAGCACAGCAUCCAUCCCUCUCUGGUGGCUGAUGUGCACCAGUACGUCUACAGACGGACUGGUAUGAUCGGCAUCCAGCCUGAGGAGGUGAUAGAAGCAGCCAAGAAGUCAGUGAUGGAGAACCGGCUGCACCGCUGUCUGAUCUGUGGAGCCCUUUCUGAGCUCCAUGUGCCAGCAGAGUGGUUGAUUCCUGGUGGUAAGCUUUAUAAUCUGGCCAAAUCCACACAUGGACAACUGCGGCCGGACAAGAAUUAUAGUUUCCCGCUCAACAAUGUCGUCUGCUCAUACGAUCCACAGAGAGAUGUCCUUGUUCCUGAUUACAAGCUGAGCUCCCUCCACACCUGCACCUGGUGUCAUGGUACUUCUGUCCGCCACAUCCGUGGAAAUGGUUCCGUCGUUUAUCUGGAUGGUGACAGAACCAACACUCGUUCCCAAGGUGGGAAAUGUGGGUGUGGUUUCAAACAUUUCUGGGACGGGAAGGAGUACGACAACCUCCCUGAGGCUUUCCCCAUUACGCUGGAGUGGGGAGGACGGUUGGUACGGGAGACUGUGUACUGGUUCCAGUACGAGACAGACCCAUCUUUAAACAGCAACGUGUAUGACGUGGCCAUGAAACUGGUCACCAAGCACUUUCCCGGUGAGUUUGGCAGCGAGAUUCUGGUUCAGAAAGUAGUAAACACCAUUCUACAUCACACCGCCAAGAAAAACCCAGACGAGUACAACCCAGUGUCCAUCGACGGCGCUCACGCACAGCGGCUCACUGACAACACGGAGAAUCCACAGACAGUGGACCCACAUCUGCCCACAAAGAUCAUUUUGACAGGUCAGAAGGCAAAGACGCUUCAUAAAGAGGAGCUGACGAUGAGUCGGGCAGAGCGGAGCCUCCAGCAGAGCAUCAGUGAGCAGGCCUUUGCCACGCAGAAACGACGAACUGAGAGGCUCAAACAGGACCAGAAGAGCCACGGCCGGACGUCUUCUCCUAGUUGUUCUACAGAAACAACUUCUUCUUCAGCUCCAGCCACGCCCACAAAAUCCACCUCCUCUGCCCCCUCUUCCAGUAAGGAGAAGAAGAUCCGCGUCACCACUAGUGAUGGCAGGCAGGCCAUGCUCACCCUGCAGUCCCACACCACCUUCUCUGAUCUCCAGCGGAGCAUUGCCAGCCAGUUUAGUGUACCACCAGCGCAGCAGUGCAUUCGCUACGGCUUCCCACCCAAAGAGCUGGCCCCGCCAAAGGACGGCGAGGAGAACGAGCCGGUGGCCCUGCAGCACGGUGACAGGGUGACAGUAGAGAUUGUGAAGGAUCCAGAGGACAAAAACCAAGCAGCUUCCAUUUCCAGAGCCUCCAGCUCACCCUCCACCCUGCAAGCGGUGAAGAACGAGGGCGCCACGACAGCAGGAAGAGUUAGUGGCCGCGAACUCCAGGACAACAUCGAUCUAGAAAUGUCCUCCCUCUGUCUUCUAGCAACGUUGAUGGGUGAAGACGUUUGGUCCUACGCCAAGAAGCUGCCCCACUUAUUCCAGCAAGGUGGCAUCUUCUACAACAUUGUCAAAAAAGACAUGGGGCUGAUGGACGGGAAGCAUUGCACGCUGCCUCACCUGACGGGGAAAACAUUUGUCUACAACGCAGCUGAGGAGCGACUGGAGCUGUGCGUGGACGCUGCCGGUCACUUCCCCAUCACUCCAGACGUGGAGGACCUGGUAAAGGAGGCGCUGGUCCAGCUGCGCUCAGAAGCGGCCUCCAGGGGCAGCAGAGAGGGCAGCCCCUCCCAUGGCAUGCUGAAGCUUGGCAGCGGCGGCGUCGUCCGUAAGAAAGAGCAGCUGCAGAGUGUCACCGCCUUCCAAGGCAAAGGCCACUCCCUCGGCAGUGCUGGAAGCUCCUCCCCUCCAGAACACAGGCCAAUCACACGUCAACACAGCAGCGGCGUGGACUUGAGCUCCAGUGUGUCCCAAGGCCCCCCUAACCUGUCAGACAUCCCCGAGGAUGCCACCAGGGAGCUGGUCCGCAUGGCACCAGGGUUUGUUACCACAAAGGACGGGCGUAGUCUGGACCCCAACCUCAUCGAGCAGCAGCGACGGAAGCUGCAGGAGAUGGUUUCCUCCAUCCAGGCUUCCAUGGAGCGCCACCUGAGAGAGCAGCAGGGCAUGGCAGCUGGAGGGAUCAGCAAGGAAUGGACAGGGGGAGCUAAAACGGGUAGCAGCCAGGCUUUGACAGCCGUCAGCCACGAACCACCAGCUGCAACUCUGGACGGGAAGGUGGAAGACCCGGAGGAGAUGGAAAGCCAGGACACUGAUCCAAGCAAUGCCACCGAGCCCAUGGAUCACUCCUGAUCGCGAGCGUCCUCUGCCGCAGUCUUCACCACGCCCCUGGCACCGCGCCACCUGGCCGUCCGUCUUCUGUGAGUCAUAACAUCACAGAACGGAUCCAAAAGCUUCAGUCUUUCUCAUGUUUCUUCAUCUUUACUGCAUGACUAAAGAGCGAGGGGGCUGUCCUCUGCUCACCUGCAGACUCGGGUUGUGACUAAUAACCGGCGAUAUACGGGAAUACGCCGUCUGUCGAUGCAUCAUUGACGCAAACAUCACUGUAAGCUCUGCUGCACUUCGGAGGCGUUCACUCUUAUUGAUGUGUUUGACUUUUGCUUUAUUUCAGCUGUGAAACUGAAAGAAAAAUGCAGCCAAUGAUUUUAGAAAAUAAUUCUUUUUAAAUAAUAUAUUUUGCAUCAUUACACUUGUUGGUGAUGUAUCGUUGGCGACCGUCUUGCUGUAUAUCGCAGGUUUCCUGUACAGUCAUAGCAGCGUGUCUCGCCAUCAGCUAAGAUCCGCCCACCAAAUCUGGGUCGGAUUCCAGCAGCUUGAAGAACACACUGAACACCUGCCUGCAGGAGGCGCUGCUGCUCCCUGGCAGCACAAAGUUCUACAGAUACGCUUCAAUGUGCACACUCCUAACCGUGCACUAGCCUCGCUAAGCAACAGAGCCUCACCAAAUUCUGCUUACCCAUCAUCCUGUCUGUCUGAGGACCACAGGGCUCCGUUUAACUCCCUCUUUGCCCAAAAUGCCUUUUUUUCUGCUUCUUCUUUUUGACACCGCCUCUCAAAGUUACGUUGGCAGAAUUAAAACUUCAAACUUUUUUGGAAUAAAGUUGUCAUCUGAUGGGAAAGUUUUUUGCUCAGUUUUGAGAAUAAAGGCGCUUGUAUGAGCACCGUAGCUACAGGGUGUUUAUUUUGUUUUGCCAACACCCAUCUUGCGGGGUGCAGCAGGAUGUUUGAGUUUUUGUUUUGUGUGGUGCAUCAGUCUGUUCUCACAAAAGUUUUUUUUUUUCUUUUUUGUGAAGGAGUUGAGGCACACAUUCAUUGGUGUCCUCAUCGUUGUACAAUUUUCAUUAAUUUCUGCUAUUUUAGUCCUUUGAAAAUCUGAACCAUUUGUAAGAUGAUGACAAAGAAGAAAAGUAGUAAUUAUGCAGGAAGGUCAUGAUGUUGUGAAAAUGAUCACAUUUCCAAGAGGAAAAAAAAAAGUUGGCAUCCCCCCACUAGCAAUCUGACUUUAUUCAUGCAACAGAAAUAUCCUUCUCAUAGACUUUGCAGCAGUAUAUGACCCCCCCCCCCAAAAAAAUUAAAAUUUAAACAAAUAUAGUAAAUUAAAAUGUUUAUUUGCAUACCAGUAAAACUUUGCUAUUAAUGUACAACUUUAUAUUUCAACGGCACAAUUUUAAAAUUUGUGAGGGUUUUUUUCCCCCCAGAAAAAUUAUACGAUUCUCUCGUAAAACAGUGACUUUUCUACCCCCAUCCCCCCAGCCCACAAAAUUUACAGUUUUAUUGUUUGACUAUAAAUUUUUCCUACAAAUUUAUAACUCUUAUUUCCUGUGAAAUUACAACUUUUUUGAGGUAAUAGUAUAUUUUUCUUGAAACACUACAGCUGUAUUUUUUAUAAUUUGACACCCAUUCUAAAAAAAAACUAAUAGCAAAAUAAUUAGCAAAAUUCCAUAUAUUCUGCUCACAGCUUUGUUCUUUUUCCACACAAAAUUACAAAUUGAACUUUUAAACAACUUUUUUCCACAUAAAAUUGCAACUUCUUUGUUUUGUUUUUAAUUUAAUAGAUAGAUUGCUCAUAACCAAAUCCAUGGUAUGGCGCACAAACAAAAACAAAUUCAUACUUUGACAAAAGGAAAACACUAGAAAUCAAAAUUCAAUACAAAUCCAGAACCCCUUUCAAAUAAGCACCAAGUUUACAAAUAAUUUUCCUGUUAUCAGAUUGAAGCAGUAACACAAACUUAUGUUUAGACGGACACUCUCUAUAAAAAACAGGGAUAUAUUUUUCUCUUAGUCUCUUGACCUCAUAAUGUGUAUAAACAAACAAAACAUGGAAUUCAUCUCCCACAGAACCACUAUUACAAAGGUUACAAGUCCUCAUUGAUCUGUCCAGGCCUUUGUAUCUGCCAGUGACCUUGGGGAUCCUGGUGUUAUUAGUUCUCAGGUUGCAAAUGGCCUGCCUGUAUUUGAGGUUUUCACACAAUAGAUACUUUUCUAAUUUGAAUUAUUUUUUUAGUUCAACGUAAACGUCACACGAUGUCAUUUCCCGUAAUUGGCUUUUCCAUUUUUGUACAUACUGGUCCUUUAAAAUCCGUUCCACAGUUAACUUAAGCCACUGAACACUACUAAAAGACUGUGAGGACCACAUGUAGGACAGACCACAUUCAUCCAGGGUGUUCUUGAUCUCCUGCAGCCACGGGGACAUGAAAACACCCUCACAGAACUGUUGAUACAAAUAUUGAUACAUAUGUUGUACUAGUUUGUUGUCAUUAUUUGCUAUCAGUCUCCUCCAAUACCCAAUGAUUCUCUUUUUUUACAGCUAUGUGGAUGAGGAAUCUGCCGAGCUCACCAUAAACCAAGUUGUUGCAUGUAGAUACUCUAACUUUCAAAAUAUAUUUAAGAAAUCGAAUGUGCAUUUUUUCUAAAAUAUCAAAUUUUCCAUAACCCCAAACUUCACAUGCAUAUAACAUAACUGGCAUUACUAACUUGUCAAAUAAAUCAAGGGUGACAUCUAGUGGCAAUUUGAGGUUUCUACAUUUCGUGAGCAAAGCAAACAUUGCCCUUGAAGCAGAAUCAUGCAACUCUUCUAACUCUGAUACUGUCAUAAAUUAUAUUAAUUUUGUCUUUCUUCUGUUCACAUUACAGCUUUAUUCUGGUAAUUUGACAGCUCUGGCAUUAUUUAUUCCUUAAAAUAUGAACCUUAAUAACUUCGCUGUACGAAGUUCUCAUUUAAAAUUUGUGUUUCGUAAAGCUGUCAUUAACGUAAAAUGAGGCUCGUCCAGUCAGAGCUUCUGCAAGUCUUAUGGUUACAGACUGACUGACACCACCUGCUGGCAACCAAACUUACAGCAGAUGUUUCUGAUGCCGCCACCUACAGGCCAGUAAAAUAUUACUCAUCCAGUUUUGACACUUGUGCCAUCAGAAUCAAGUUUAUUGCCAAGUAAGUUCUCGCAUACAAGGAAUUUGAUCUGGUGUCAUUGGUGCAUAAACAACAAUAAAAACAAAAGGAAAAAAUACUUCUGUAAGAAGUGAAGGAGUCAAAUAGACAAAUGGGCAAACUAUGUUCACUAUCAAAUAAAUAUAACGUAGUGGAAUGGGGUUUCAGACAGUGAUGUAGUGAUGGAGGAGGAGAUGAUGCAGAUAAUAUUUCAAAUAUUAAAUCUAUAAACAUGUUUAACUGGUGAAUUGGCCCGCUAGUUGCUAUGAAGACAAGUACAGGGUUCUAAUUUGUCACAAAAAAAAUACUAUAAAAAUGAAAAGUGCAGGGUUAGUAAUUUUAAUCUCACGCAGGCUGAAGGCUCAAAGUGGGAGUAUGUCGAGGCAGUUUCCGUCCGCCCCGAAAAGGGUAUAAACAUCAUGAAUUCAGCUCCUGUCAUAUUUUUAGGAGGAAUUUUGUGAAACAUGGUAUAAGUCCUUGUUGGUAAUGUUCCUAUUAUAUCGUUCAAGUUGGGCCUGUUUUAUGGGAAAUGUGGUACUCUUCCUUGUUUAUAGGUUGGCAAUGCACAUAUUGUGAUAUUGUACAAGAGUGUCCGCAUUCUGAAAUAAACUGUAACAUACCUUGAAA
Molecule: messenger RNA, 7267 nt
Organism: Thalassophryne amazonica
Lineage: Eukaryota; Metazoa; Chordata; Actinopteri; Batrachoidiformes; Batrachoididae
Gene: vcpip1
Product: valosin containing protein (p97)/p47 complex interacting protein 1
Exons: 3
Coding region: 1-3507 (1168 amino acids)
Biological process (GO): Golgi reassembly; protein ubiquitination; protein K11-linked deubiquitination
Molecular function (GO): cysteine-type deubiquitinase activity
Source: RefSeq, a predicted model, not a curated record